AUGUGGAACUUCGAAAAGAAUCUCGGUCUUACUAGCAAUCUACAGGACAGGGAAAUGGCGGCUGUCUUCACAAAGCAAGUUGGGGCCCUAAAAAUCAGCAGAGAGCUAGGAGGAGAAACUGAAGAAUCCAAGCUUGAGGCUUUCUCGGGUAGUGUCUGUAGCACUUGGUGGGGGAAUAAUAAUGCUGAGUUUGUGGUCAGAAAUGCUGAAGGUAGAGCAGGUGGGAUUGCAACAGUGUGGAAUAAAGAGGUGUUCGUCGCCUCAAGCAGCUGGAAUUUUAAAGGGGCGACAGUUGUCAACGGAAGAUGGAAACAAGGUUACACUGCUUGCUGCCUGGUGAAUGUCUACGCUCCAAUGGAUAGCAAGGAAAAGGAACUUCUGUGGGAGAGACUUGGCGGUAUUGCUGAGCAAAAUAAAGACGUGUGUCUUUGUAUUGCGGGAGAUUUCAACACCAUUAGAGAGCCGGGGGAGAGGGUGGGCAGAAGUGGAAGCUAUGGGAUUCAGGACUCAAGGAAGUUUGAUACCUUCAUACGGGAAAAUGACUUGGUUGAAAUUCGAUGUAUUGGGAGAAAGUUCACAUGGUAUCAGCCUUGUGGGGGGAGCAAAAGUAAGCUCGAUAGGUUCCUGGUUAACCAAGAAUGGAUCAAGACCUGGCCAUCUUCUUUCGGAAGAGGGUUGCAACGAUCCAUGUCGGAUCAUUGUCCAUUACUCCUCAGCACCAUUUAUAGGGAUUGGGGGCCAAAGCCUUUUAGGUUCAUCAACGCUUGGAUCUCACACCCUGAUUUCAAGAAUUUGGUACAGGAAGUGUGGGAGGAUUCUUCGGUUAGAGGGUGGAGCUGUUUUGUGUUCAAAGAAAAAUUGAAGCUUCUUAAAGCAGCCCUCAAAGAAUGGAAUAAAAAGUCCUUCGGCAUGAUGGAAAAUACGAUCAUAGAUUUGAAAGAAGAACUUCAGAAAUUGGACACGAUCGAUGACGCCUUUGGACUGGAGGUGAAUGAUUACAUCCGAAGGAAUGAGAUCAGGGCGAAUAUUAUUCUUCAAACGAAAAAUAAGAUUAGCCUCCUCCAUCAGAAAGCAAAUGUUCGGUGGAUCAAGGAAGGUGAUCUCAACUCAGGGUUUUACCACAGAACAAUCGCCGGGCGAAGGAAAAAGAAUGAGCUUGGCGGACUCCGGGUAAACAAUCAGUGGAUUGAUGAGCCGACUGCUGUUAAAAAAGAGGUGAAGAGUUUGAGAAGUCUUACAGGAAAAUGA
This is a messenger RNA of Salvia miltiorrhiza (redroot sage), 1248 nucleotides long. RefSeq lists its product as uncharacterized. The record is from RefSeq and is a predicted model, not a curated record. The coding region runs from base 1 to 1248 and encodes 415 amino acids. The transcript is spliced from 2 exons. Lineage: Eukaryota; Viridiplantae; Streptophyta; Magnoliopsida; Lamiales; Lamiaceae.